Closterium sp. NIES-65 is the source of this 1026-nucleotide messenger RNA. The record is from the annotation of a GenBank genome assembly. NCBI's taxonomy places the organism in Eukaryota, Viridiplantae, Streptophyta, Zygnematophyceae, Desmidiales, Closteriaceae.
AUGCGUCGUUACCUCCUUCCCCUCUUCGCCCGUUUCGUCAACUUCGCCACGCGGCUCGUCGACGCGCUCUGCGGCUUCCUCUUCCUCCCGCCGCUCGCGACGCGCCUGCUGCAGUGGCUGCUCCCGUUAGAGGAACGCGCCGUGCUGCGCGCCGCGUACAAGGCCACGGGACUGCGUGACUAUGGCGAGGGGACGUUCCUGACGGGGCUGCGGCUUCUAUUGAAGGGUCUCGAAGAGGAGGCGAGACUGAGCGCGUUUGGGAGGAUUCUUAUAUGGAACGAUGUACAGCGCCUGCUGCGGUACCGGCUGCAUCUGGAGGAUACAAGGAGGCAACACCCCGAGAUAGAGGAGGAGAAGAUUGAGGCCCCGGUGUGCAUAUUGGGUCUGCCGCGCACAGGCACCACUUUCCUCUUCAACCCCCUCGCCCUCGACACAUCACUCUUCCACUCCCCCCCUCCCACCCCCCCUUUCCUUGCCACCCGUAUACUCGUUAUAAGCAGGCCCCGGUGUUCAUAUUGGGCCCCGGUGUUCAUAUUGGGACUGCCGCGCACAGGCACCACCUUCCUCUUCAACCUGCUCGCCCUCGACACAUCGCUCUUCCGCUCGCCGCUCACAUGGGAGGUGCAUCACAUGCACCCUCCCCCGGACACCACCUGCUACGAUACUGACAAGCGCAUUGGGGAGACUGAGGCGUUUCUGGAGGGGGUGUCUGCUCUGCUGCCUUCCUUCCAGGCGUUGCACCCAGUGACAGCAACAGGACCACAGGAGUGCAUGGGACUCAUGAUGUACGAUUUCACGUCAUUCGCCUUCCCCACCAUCCACUUCAACAUCCCUUCCUACUUUCGCUGGUACCUCUCCGCAGACCUCACCCCCACCUACCGCCUCCUGCGCUGGCAGCUGCAGUACCUGCAGUGGCGCGGACCCAAGGCCCCCCGGUGGCUGCUCAAGUGCCCGGCUCACCUCUUCUCUCUACCUGCGCUCAUGGCCGCUUUUUCCAAUGCCAAACUCAUCUUCACACACAGGUGA